AUGACUAUCCUCCAUCACUCAGUGCUACACGCUCUCAUUCUCUUCCUCCUGCUGGAGGUAGCCAGCUAUGUCAACGCAUAUCCUGAUAAAAAUCCAAAGAUACGAUUCGAGAAACGAAUCUCCGAAGAAGACAAGCCCGCCAAAUGUCGAUGCUUCCCUGGUGAUGCCUGCUGGCCAACCCAAGAGGAGUGGAAUGCCUUGAAUCAAUCCGUUGAUGGCAGGCUUGUGGCCACGGUACCGAUUGGGUCGGUUUGCCAUGGAAGCGCCACCUACAACGCUGAAAAAUGUGCAAAUCUCCAAGCUGCGUGGAACGUGCCCGAGACACAUACCGAUACAUCGAGCUCAGUCCUUGCUCCGUUCUUCGCCAACCAGAGCUGCGAUCCCUUCUUACCGAGGGAUAGCCAAUGUGUCAUCGGGACUUACGUCCAAUAUGCCGUUGACGUGGCCAAUGUCUCUCACAUACAACGUGCGCUUUCGUUUGCCAAGAAGAAGAAUCUGCGGUUCGUUGUCAGGAACACUGGACACGAUUACUUUGGGAAAUCCACCGGCGCUGGAGCCUUGAGCGUAUGGACGCACCACCUGAAGAGUUUUGACCUUUUCGACUUUACGUCCUCUUUCUAUACUGGGAAGGCGAUCAAAGUAGGCUCUGGAAUUCAGGGCGGGGAGAUUCUUCCCCUUGCCUUCAAGCAAGGGUACGCCAUCGUUGCCGGGGUCUGCCCGACUGUCGGCCCUGCUGGAGGGUUUACCCAAGGAGGAGGCCUCGGGCCAUUGACUUCCAAGCACGGGUUCGGAGCAGAUCAGGUUCUGGAAUGGCAAGUUGUUCUUACAGAUGGAACUUUCGUUACAGCAACUCCAGAGAAAUACACGGACUUGUACUGGGCCUUGAGCGGUGGUGGAGGCGGUGCAUAUGGCGUGGUUUACUCAGUGACUAUCAAGGCCCAUCCAAAUGAGUUGACUACGGCGGCAAACCUUACCUUCGCAAGUACGGGGGCAUCGGAUUCGUUUUUCGAAGGGGUCAAGGCUUUCACCGCCAUUGUUCCUUCGCUUACUGAUGUAGGGGGAACUGCGCUAUGGACAGUACGGUCUGGUGCUUUCUCUUUGGUCCCCGCGACGGCGCCUGGGAUUUCAAAGACAAACAUCGAUGCGCUCUUCGAACCAGUGCUUAAGAAACUGGAGGGACUUAACAUAACUUACUCCUAUUCGUCAACAGAAUUCCGAAGUUAUUAUGAGAGCUACCUGGCGUACAAUCCACCAUCGCUUACUCCUGGAAUCCAAAUCGGCGGGAGGCUCCUUCCCCGAUCAGUAAUCACCGACAAUAUUGACGGGCUGAUCGACACCAUCCGCAGCAUAGUUGGAUAUGGUGCCGCAGUGACCGGCGUCGCGUAUAAAGCUCCGAGCACACCCGAUGUGCCCAAUGCUGUCAAUCCCGAGCUAAGAAACAGUUUGGUUUCCCUACAAGUUGGAACCCUCUGGAACACUACGGACUGGGCAACGAACAUUAAAAACCAGAAUCUGAUUACCAACACACUCGUGCCAUCAUUAGCAAAACUUAUCCCAGGUGGCGGCUCUGCUUAUCUGAACCAAGCCGACUUCCGCGAACCAAAAUGGCAACAGACCUUUUAUGGUGUGAACUACAACACUCUCCUCUGCACAAAAAACAAGUAUGACCCUGAUGGUAUAUUCUGGGGAAAUACCGUAGUAGGAAGUGAGAAGUGGAAAGAAACUGACGAGAAGCGACUCUGCCGUGUAUCCUGA
This is a messenger RNA of Clonostachys solani, 1755 nucleotides long. The record is from the annotation of a GenBank genome assembly. Lineage: Eukaryota; Fungi; Ascomycota; Sordariomycetes; Hypocreales; Bionectriaceae.